ACGUAAACAAACAUGGCUGCAAAAUUUCACAUUUUAGACCUUCCACCUGAAUUACUAUUAAAUAUUCUGAGUUAUUUACCCGCAACUGAUGUUUCUAGUGUGUGCCAGACAUGUACAAAGCUCAACGAAGUUGCUGAUCAAGAAAUUGUGUGGCAAAAUUUGAUUAAAUCAGAGUUUAAUAUCAAAAAUCAUAUUGGUUGUUAUGAUGGUUCUUAUAAAGAUGUAUACACCAAAGUAUUACAUAAAUAUAAAGAUAUGCUGGGAAUUUGGCAGCCUGAGAUGGGUUCAUAUGGUGGAUUACUACAUAUUAAGUUAAGGGAUGGAAGAAUAAUAGGAGAAGAAUGUUUUGCUCCAGUAGAUCCUGAUGUUUAUCAUAAUCUACGAAAAAAAGUACUAUUUUCUAUUCAAUUGUCUGAAGAUACGACUCAUGAAGAAAUCUUAUGUUAUAGAGGUUUUGAUAGGCCUCAUCCUAGUUCUAUACAGUGGACAGAAGCUGGAACUGUUAAAUUCCAUUGUUCUGAUUCCGACAGACACAAACAUCCUGAAGGUAAACAAAAGGAAUUUGAGAGCUGGCUUGUGGAAGAAACAGGUCAAAGACCAAGUGAAUUUUUUGUUCAUGGUCAAGAAUUAUUAUUAAUGAAAUUUCUAGUUACAACACAAUUAGGAUGUACAUAUGAUUUAACACGUCUUUCAUUCCCUCAACCAGAAGCUAAUGUGAUAGUACAACCAGGCUUAUUUAAAGGUAACUAUGGUGGCCAUGGUAUAGAGUUAAUCAUGUUAACAUAUUUACCAGAUAUGAUGGCAGAAGGCAAGAAAAUAACAGGUGACCCCAAUGUACCAGCUAAUAAAAUAAGUUUAUAUAUAGAUUUAAGAAGACCAAUGUUUUUAAACCGAGAUCAACAACAAACCAUAGAUUUAUUACAACAAAUAGAUAUACCCGACUCUCCACCGGAUUCUUACCCUCAUAAUCUUCCCCCACAACCAUUCCGGGUACCUGAUGACUGUUUUGAAAGAUUUAGUGGUACACCUCAUAAAUGUAUUGGAAGGUUUCAUGCAAAAGGUCAAAUUGCAGGUCAUGAUUUCAGCAACCCCUCGAGAACACCAGGACAUUGGGUUGUUUUUGAUGAAAAUACCUUUGGUUUUCUGUGGUUGGAAUUAAAAUCUUUUAGUUUGUAUUCUAGAGUACAGGAACAUUUUGAUUGAAUCAAAACUCUGAAUGAUUGGGAUAAAUCAUGAAGAUCUUUAAAUUACAAUAUAUUUGCUUUAUCAGCCAUAUACCGUAGGAUCAUGCAUUUAAAAGUGAUAAUAAAAAUUCAUAGUAUUAUUAUUAUAUGAUGUAAAGAUGGAUUGUUAUAUUAUUUUCAUACCAAAUGUGAUAAAAUGGAAUGUUGUUAACCUAGAGCUUUAAAGUAUUUAAUAUUUAAUUAAGCAUUAAUAUAAGCUCUUAAAGGGAUUUAGCUUUACCAGCUGAUGGUGUUCAAAUUUCAUCUAUCUGUAGAACUUUGCACUAUUAAAACAUCCAGUCACUGUGUUAUCUUUACAGACAGUUAUGAAUGAUGACUUGGUGAUAAUUGUAUUACCCUGCUUGGGAGGUAGAACCCUACGUGGGAUUUUAACUUUGAAAACUGAUACAUAUAGCUUAAAUUGAGCUCUGUUAGCUGGUGAUGCAAUUAUUUAGAUUACUAUAUUCUGUAAAAAAAUUUACUGGAAUUGAUAAGAAUGUUUUUGAUUUGGAAUAACCACCGAAUAAACUAUUUAUUAAUGU
Messenger RNA from Lottia gigantea (owl limpet), 1765 nucleotides. RefSeq lists its product as hypothetical. NCBI's taxonomy places the organism in Eukaryota, Metazoa, Mollusca, Gastropoda, Lottiidae. The record is from RefSeq and is a predicted model, not a curated record. Bases 13 to 1203 code for a protein of 396 amino acids. Gene Ontology annotation, molecular function: protein binding. The transcript has 9 exons.